CAAAAUACCCAUAACACUUGACAUAAUAUUUGUGGUGAUACUCACUGUACCGGCAGGUCAAGAGAAAAGGAAAUUGGAUUGUUACCUUAAUAAUAUUCAACCUGUACCAGGUGCAAAGACGACGGAAAGAGCUGAAAUGAUACGGAAAAAUUUUGGAAGAUUUAUUCUUGUCAUAGUGUGUGUUCAAUUCUUCGUAGGUUCUGAAGGACUUGAUAGACAAGCAUGCAAAGGACCACAAAUCAAUAAUUGUGCCACAGAUAGACUACAGUGCGAAAUUGGGGAACAUAUUGAUAUCAAGUACAGGUUUUACGUCUUUGUAAAUACAUAUCGUACAUGCAGCACCAUUAAUUGUCCUAUUCAGCCGUGGCAUGCUUGUAGUUUUGACCUUUCUAUAUGCCGAAUCUCAUUUAGUGCAGCUGACCGGUUAAAGUUAGAUGAUCAGUGUAAUGGGAAAAGGAAUUGUAAUUUGCUGUCACCCAUCUUGAACUCUACAUAUUGCAAUACAACAACCACGAGAAGUGUAUGUUUUAAUGGAUAUCAGCAGAAUGGUUAUUUAAUAAUAUACGAUUGUGAACAAGUGUCCAGUACAAUAUCAUCUGAGCAACCUUAUGUCGAAUCAACAACACCAGAGGUUAAGAAGGUAUCGGUAACAACUACCUUAUUCAGUAAUAUCCUGUUCCAUUCGUCGACUCCAGCGUUCAAAUCAACAUUAAAGAAUGACAAAGAAGCUUCAAGACGUGGCAAAGAUACCUCAGAGACGUCAAUGAUUAUUGGAAGUGUUGUAGGAAGUUUUCUACUAAUGGUACUGGUAAUUAUCAUCGUUAUCAUUAUCGUCAGACGAAAGAAGUCUGAUGUUGCUCGCAGUACAGGCGUCUCUAACCCAGGAUACGAAACACCAAGUUUGCGAAAUAACACCCGUGAAAAUUCUCAAUUCACAACCAAUGAGUAUACUCUUCUUCAUGGUGUCCAACGCAAUAACUUCCAUGGCGUGGGCGGUAAUUAUAAUCACGCCAUGUCCAAUGCUGAUGAUCACGCAAGAAUUAUAACGCAUGAUGACUUCACCCACCCGUACGAUAACAAUGACAGUAACAGGGGAGUAAGACAGGGCGGUAUAUUAGUAAAUGACGACUUUAACCAUAUUGGUAAUAAUAACCAUUCUGAUGGACAAAGGGAGAGUACUCGUAUACCUGUGCAAGAUGACGGUAACUACAACCAUAUCGGUGACAAUGAAAGCGAAAUUGUAAAUCGAAAAAAUUAUAAUCAUAUUGGUGAAAGCGGGUGCGAUAGUGGCGCGCAUUACGAACUAUAGCUACAGGCGUUGUUGAUUCAGAUAAAAAUGUCCAAUGUCAAUUGGCCCAGGAAGUCGUUCAAUAUGAGUUGGCGAAAAAUCCAGACCAUCCAAAGGGAGGUAACCCCAGCUGUAGUGUAGAUCAUUAUAAUUAUUAAAGUUUAUUGUGUUGGUAAAAGUGUCGUAUGUAAUCGGGAAGUAGUAUUAGACAUAAGAAUUCACAUUAAUUAAUUAAAUAUUUAUUCCAUUAAAAGUUUAUGUUAUUUUGCUGUUUUAGAUAAUAAUUAUGAACCUAAAAACUAUGAAAGACCUAACAUCUCUUUAUUCGGUGUUCUUAAUUCUUUUGUCUUAUCAGAUUUGUAAAUUGUAUCUUUGUUUAAUUUAAUUUUAUUUUAAUAUAAUGAUUAAAUUUAUUUGGAAAAUCAAAAAUUUCAUUUACAUUUCAUCAGAAACAUAAAACGAAAGACCAUUUCUCCAAAUUCAUCUAACCUGAAUAUUAUGACGACAGAGGAAGCUGGUUGUGGCCUAACAAACGGCUGUACCAAAUGAUAAAUGACAGUAUAUUUAGCUACACUAUAGGUUCUUUGAUGAUAUACAUUCUUCCUUGUAAUGUAAAGAUUUAUAUAAUAAUUAUUGAACUCUUUAUAUAAUUGUAAACAAUGUACUUAUAAUUUUGUUAAUUAAUAAGAUGAAUUAUGCUACAAUCGUUUCAGAUUGAUAGAACGAAGUUUAUCACCCAAUAAUACAUUCUACAGUAGAUAUCGCUUGUGUGAUAAAUUCCAUAAUGAAUUUGAUUGGUUAGUUGAAAAAGAACUACUUUUUUUUAAUUUUCAAAGAACAGUUCAAUUUUUAUUAAAAGUAUUUUCUUUUUUUUACUUUAUCGACGUAUGUUGUUAUUUUUCGAUAUCAAAAAAGACCCGUAGGAGAUUCUCUCACUAUAUAUAUACCGACCUUAGUUUAUUAAACACUGCAUUGGUUAUUUUGAUAACCGUACAUGUCGUGUAAAUAUUUUCCUCUGUGUUUUGAAUAGGUUGUUUUCAAGUAAAUUCCAUAUAAAACAUAUAUGCACAUCGUUACUCGAUGGAAACUUGAUUAUUGGUAUAGACAAGCUAAUCUUUGUCAAGGGGUACUCUAUGUUCAGUACAAUUUGUUUUCAAGGUAUACGUACUAUUAUUAUGUAAAUAAGUUUAUUUCAUAACGGUGUUUUUUGGCAUGUACCUUUAAAUGUUAUUAAUCACAGUCGAAGUAUACCUUU
Messenger RNA from Patella vulgata (common limpet), 2543 nucleotides. RefSeq names its product probable serine/threonine-protein kinase DDB_G0283337. The transcript has 6 exons. The record is from RefSeq and is a predicted model, not a curated record. Lineage: Eukaryota; Metazoa; Mollusca; Gastropoda; Patellidae. The coding region runs from base 137 to 1309 and encodes 390 amino acids.